This is a messenger RNA of Eucalyptus grandis, 384 nucleotides long. RefSeq names its product NAC transcription factor 32. The record is from RefSeq and is a predicted model, not a curated record. Gene Ontology annotation, biological process: regulation of DNA-templated transcription; system development. The transcript has a single exon. Gene Ontology annotation, molecular function: DNA binding. The coding region runs from base 1 to 384 and encodes 127 amino acids. NCBI's taxonomy places the organism in Eukaryota, Viridiplantae, Streptophyta, Magnoliopsida, Myrtales, Myrtaceae.
AUGAAUCCGCUAGUUAAGUUUCGCCCAACCGAUGAGUACCUUUUCACUCACUACCUCCAGCAGAAAGCAAUGGGCGCGCCGUUGCCUCCUGGUCUUAUCGAAGAGUGCGACCUCAACAGCCAAGAGCCUUGGAGGAUCUUCGACACCACCUUGGAGCAGACAUUCUACGUUUUCACCACGUUGAGAAAGACCAAGUCGAGGGUUUUAAGGACCGCCGGAUCCGAGACAUGGAAAGAGCAGCACGCGACGAAAAUCAGUCUUGGUGAGUUGGUUGGCUACAAGAAGUCCUUCAAGUUUCAAGGUGGACGUGGCUCGAGUGCAACGAGCGGGCGCUGGAUCAUGUACGAGUUCUCAAUGUGCGACGAGAGGGUUGUGAAGAAAUGA